Monopterus albus (swamp eel) is the source of this 3673-nucleotide messenger RNA. It is a transcript of the gene eif2ak2, whose product is annotated as eukaryotic translation initiation factor 2-alpha kinase 2. Bases 187 to 2259 code for a protein of 690 amino acids. NCBI's taxonomy places the organism in Eukaryota, Metazoa, Chordata, Actinopteri, Synbranchiformes, Synbranchidae. Gene Ontology annotation, biological process: eiF2alpha phosphorylation in response to endoplasmic reticulum stress. Gene Ontology annotation, cellular component: cytoplasm; nucleus. Gene Ontology annotation, molecular function: double-stranded RNA binding; eukaryotic translation initiation factor 2alpha kinase activity; ATP binding. The record is from RefSeq and is a predicted model, not a curated record. The transcript has 19 exons.
CGUUUACCGAGAAAACGAAACUUAAUGUGGGUAAAGACUGAAUCAAAAGUGGGCCCAACGUUACGAUGACAUGGGAGUAGAUUUGAGAUGUAAAUGGAAAAGAUGUUUGAUAUUAUUCUAAGAUCUACACUUAGUUUUAUGUUUUUAUGUAAUUUGAGUAGCCAGCCAGACUGCUGAAUAAUAGCAAUGGACUACGACAACUACGUAGCUAAAUUAAACGAGUAUGCACAGAAAACACGCUUGGAGGUGAGGUAUGAGGACGUUGGAUCUGCUGGCCCUGACCACAUUAAAACAUUUACCUUAAGAGCUGUCCUGAAUGGUAAAGUGUAUCCUGAUGGUGUUGGGAAGAACAAGAAGGAAGCCAAACAGAACGCUGCUAAAAAUGCCCUCAGAGGCUUGUUGGAGGAGCCAGCUGCCUUUACAGAAAAUGCAACAGAGGCUUCCACUUCACCAGUUCAUCAGACAAGUGUCAGUAAUAUUAACUAUAUAUGUUGGCUCAAUGAGUAUGGUCAGAAGAACAGGGUGACUGUAAGACCUGUGGAGUCAACCAGACUGGGACCAGAUAAUGCUGUUCUAGGCUGUAGCUUUGUGGUUGGUGAUAAGGAGUAUCCAGCUGCCUUUGGGAAAACAAGGAAGGAAGCUAAGGAGGAGGCAGCAAAGCUUGUUUAUCAUGAGAUAUGUGGCAGUAAAACUCCAGAGACUGGAGAUGGGAAAUGCAGUGGUGGAUCAAGUCAGCAACAGAAGGAAGUGAAUCAACAUGUGCCAGAUAUCUGUGAUAAGAUAAAAAGCUUGAGUGCAAAGACAGAAGGCAAAAACCUUACAGAAUCAAAUUUCAUAGGAUUGGUCAACCACUACUGUCAGAAGACAAGCCGCUUACAUGCAUUCACUGAAGAGAAGAGAUGUGGUCCUGCUCAUAACCCUCUAUUUUUCUACAAACUAGUGAUCAACAACAAGGAAUACCCUGUGGGUGAGGGGAAGAGUGUCAAAGAAGCCAAACAAAAUGCAGCUCAGCUGGCCUGGUCUGCUCUUCAAGAACAGUCAGACUGGGACAGUAAGGUAACUUUCUGUUCAUCUGUGUCUAAUGAAGCACAAGUCAAGCUAUCUACACCACCAAGCACACCGGUGUCCCAUGAUAGACAGUUGAAAAGCAAGUCGCCAGCUACAAAUGAUCCCAAACCUCCAAAGGAUCAGGAUCAAACACCCGAUGUAAAGCCAAAAAUAAGACUUGCAGCAAAUUUCCAAAAUGCCCACAGAAGCAGCAAAGAGGAUAUAAUACCCAAUUUCAAUGGCAAGAAUACAGAGAACAGUUCGAGUGUGAAAAAACCAGCCAAGUCAGCAGCAUCAAGGUUUACAUCAGAAUUUGACUCCAUAGAGUGUCUCGGCAAAGGAGCCUUUGGUCGUGUUUACAAAGCAAGACAAAAGCUGCUACAAAAGUAUUAUGCUAUAAAGAUUGUCCGCUGGAAAGAAAAAUCUCUACGAGAGGUGGCAGCAUUAUCAGACCUCCAACAUUGCAAUAUUAUUCGAUACUUCACAUGUUGGAUGGAGGAUGGAGGAUAUCAAUGGGACAGUGCACCUGACAGUUCCAGUACUUCCCAGUCUUCCAGUGAUUCAGUUGUAAAAUACCUCUACAUUCAGAUGGAGCUGUGUGACACCAAAACACUUAGAGUGUGGAUAGAUGAGAAGAAUACUCAGAAUGUGAAGAAAUCUCUGCGAAACUCCAAGAGAAGAGAAAAAAGUCUCGACAUUGCUCAGCAAAUAGUCAGUGGAGUCGAGUACAUUCACUCCAAGAUGCUCAUCCACAGAGACCUGAAGCCUGCCAACAUCAUGUUUGGGCGGGAUGGAGAAGUGAAGAUUGGGGACUUUGGUCUGGUCACUGCCGAGAAUAAUGAUGAUGCUGAGAACCUGUUAGAGAGAACAGUGUACAAAGGAACCCCUUCGUAUAUGGCUCCUGAGCAAAAGAGCAAGAGCAUUUAUGACCGAAAAGUGGACAUAUUUGCUUUAGGGCUGAUAUAUUUUGAACUUCUUUGGAACCUCCCUGCUGGCUCUGACAGGAAAGUGAUUUGGGAUGACGCCAGAAACCAGAAACUUCCUCAAGGGGUUUCACACUAUUUCCCCCAAGAGAACCAAAUAAUAAAGUCAAUGCUGCACGUGAAGCCAGAAGAUCGACCUGAAGCAAGCAAAGUAAAGAGAGAACUGGACGAGUGUGCUAAUGCACUUCAGAUGCUAAAAAAUAAAGAUCGAGAGAGUAGGACUGUCUGAUUAUUACAGGAACUUAUUCAAGACAGAAGGAAAAAACACACGAGUCACCCCAAGCAUGACGAUCCACAGAAUUUAGUAUCAAAUACUUGUGGCUGGAUGUUUUGAGUGCUAUGAGAACUCCUUCUUUAAAUAUUGUUUUCAUGAUGUAACAUUAUUAAUCAUGAUUAUGUGAUAUUUGAUGGAAAAAUGCCCAUAAACUCAUUCACUUUUUAUAAUCAGUGAAUAAAACAUGAUAUUAAAUUUAUUCCAUUAUUCGCUUUUAAUAAUUAUGCAUUCCUCUGAUAAUUAUUUUGUCAAAGAAUUGAUUCUAUCCUGGAAAAGGUAAAUGUAUAAAAAGGGGUUUCAUACUUUCUGACUUUCUGUACAGUCUUGUACAAGACAAUGAAACAGUUUUUCUAGAUGUCACUAAAUGACUGAAACAUGACUUCUUGUCACAAUGUGACAAAGUGUUGAACAGUGUAAUGAGUAAAUUUUAGUGACAUUCAUGUGUGUGGUAUGCAGUAUGGCAGAUUUGGUAAUUUUACACCCAGUUUGUGUUUAACAUUUCAUUAAGACAAAUCAGCCUAUUCAAAUAAAAAGGAGACCGUGACACUUAUCCAUUUUUUUUCUUCAGUUAUUAUGACUAAAGGUGCUGAGUUCAAUAGACUCAAUAUACAGAGUUUGAAAAUGGAUAAGUUGUAGGUUUGCUUGAAUAUAUUGAUAAAGAGCUGAAUCUGAGAGACUAGAUUUCCUCCUAGCACCACAAGGCAAAAAGGUGAUGUUCAUUACUGAUAUGUUAUUAAGGUGAAAUAUUUUGUUUUCUACAUGCAAAUAUUUAGUGUGAAGCUAUGUGUGUGUGUAUUAUUUUACUGACAUAUAACAAUAUUAUAACUAAUUGUUACUGAUAUUAGAGAAGUCCAAACCAUGGUUAUGUGUCCCAGGGGUCAAUGCCAAAGAUGGCAAGGAGGGAGAGAAUAAGGAAGGGAAGCAGUGCAAGGAAUCAUGAUGCACAAUGGAUAAUAAUCAUCUAAAGUAUUUUAGUUUAGUUUCUGCCUGUGUUUACUGUAAAUAUGAAAUGAGACCAUGCAGAGCUGGCCCUGGUUGCCCCACAGAGUUUGAUUAAGGAGACAAGUUUGAUGUGAUUUACAGAAGGUGAGAGCUGGAUCCUGUGUAUACACUUUUCCAAAUAAAAAGAAAAAUUGGGUUUAGGUUUGAGGCUUUGAUUAUGUCUCUUGGCAAUAAGUUAAAUGUGGAGUGUCUGCAGAAAGUUGUUCAGCUCACACAAGUACUUGCAUCUUAUAAGGGCCCCAAAACAUCGGAAUAUGUGCACAGUGAGCAAAUUACACAGAAUCACUGCUGUGUCAUGAUUCAUUUGCUUGAGCUGCACAAUAAUAAGAACAGACAUCAGCACCAUAAAAUGUGGGUGUUAAGGCUG